AUGGACCAGCCAUAUGAUAAGUCCACCUACCAGAUUUUGAGGCCGGUUUGUAUGCAGGACAUAGUUGUCUCCAUAAACAAGUUCGGAGUUGCAGUAGGAGCAAAUCAAGUGCCAGAAUACAGCAUGGAUCUGGUGAACAACAAGUUCAAGGGCCCAGGCAGUGAGCCUGUGCAUGGCCCAUUGAUCAGAGACACUACCAUGUAUGAUGCAAAAAGUUGGCCAGAGAUCACCGAGCAUCAUAGAUACUUGCCAACACAUCCUCAAGCUUUUGGCUUGAUGUUUGUGCUGUUCAGCGAGGUGUUUGCUGGGGUGUUUGGGACAUGA
This is a messenger RNA of Serpula lacrymans var. lacrymans S7.9, 324 nucleotides long. RefSeq lists its product as uncharacterized. Bases 1 to 324 code for a protein of 107 amino acids. Lineage: Eukaryota; Fungi; Basidiomycota; Agaricomycetes; Boletales; Serpulaceae. The record is from RefSeq and is a predicted model, not a curated record. The transcript is spliced from 4 exons.